This is a messenger RNA of Onthophagus taurus, 1524 nucleotides long. The record is from RefSeq and is a predicted model, not a curated record. NCBI's taxonomy places the organism in Eukaryota, Metazoa, Arthropoda, Insecta, Coleoptera, Scarabaeidae.
AUGACUGUGAAUGGGUUGGGUGCUAAAGGUACAACAAUUGAUGCCAUGGUAGAUCUGAAUAUACAAUCAUUAAAUAGCGAUUAUCAUCAAGCAAUAACAUGUCUUGUAAUUGACAAAAUAACCGAUCAACUGCCUGCCACAACAUUCAACAAAAAUGAACUGAAUAUCCCAGAGGGUACACAAUUGGCUGACGAUGAGUUUUUCAAAAGUAGAAAAGUGGACUUGUUAUUGGGUAGUGCAGUGUUCUGGGACGUACUGGAAGGUCAUCUCAUAAGCUUAGGUAAGCGAAUACCUAUUUUGUACAAAACAAAACUGGGUUAUAUCCUCGGUGGCGGUAUGAUUCCAGCCAUGGGAACAAUUAAAACAAACACACUUUGUGCUAUAUCAGAACAACUACAAAAGUUUUGGGAGCAAGAGGAGGUAAAGAUCGAUGAGAAAACAGAUCAACAGACCGAAGACGAAUGUGAAAGAAUUUUCAUUCAAACAACGGAACGAACUACAGAUGGGAAAUUUGUAGUGAACAUUCCAUUCUCAGAAAACGUUACAGAAUUGGGCGAAUCCCGUUCUACCGCACUGAAAAGAUUUACAAUGUUAGACAAAAAACUGCUUUGCGAUGAACAAUUACGCGACCAAUACGAAGCUUUCAUGCAUGAAUAUGAGAAUCUAGGACAUAUGUCAGAAAUACAUGAGUACGAUUCUAGUGAAGGUUAUUAUCUUCCACAUCAUGCAGUUAUUAAGCACUCUAGUGUAACAACCAAGCUCAGGACAGUGUUCGAUGGUUCGGCAGCAACAAGCUCUGGAUUAAGCCUUAAUGAUGUACAAUUAAAAGGUCCAGUGGUGCAAAGCGACCUACUGGAUAUUUUAUUACGAUUCAGAAAAUACCAAUACGUUUUUAGUGCGGACGUGGAGAAAAUGUAUCGACAAAUACUAAUCAACCCAAAUCAGCGAAAAUAUCAGAAAAUUCUAUGGCGAGAUACAAGUUGCGGUCGAAUCAGGUGUUUCGAAUUAAAUACUGUGACAUAUGGCUUGACGUCAUCUCCAUUUUUGGCUACUCGAUGUUUGAAGCAACUCUCUAUUGACUACAAAAAUGUGUUUCCAACAGCAUCAGAGAUAAUUCGAGACGAUUUUUACGUUGAUGAUGUAUUGUCAGGAGCUGAUACAAUACAAGAGGCGAAGUCAUUGAUGGAAACCAUCACAAAAAUAUUAGACACUGCAAAAUUUAAUCUAAGGAAAUGGGUAUCAAAAGCUGAUGAAUUGCUGAAUCACGAAGAUUCAGAUCAAACUACAUUUAAAACUUUAAACUUGAGUGAUGGCGAAUUUAACAAAACGUUAGGAUUGCUGUGGAAUCCCCAACAAGAUUAUUUACAUUACUCUACCAUGUAUUACGAUCCGAAUAAAAGCAUUACCAAGAGAGAAGUCUUAUCAAUAAUCAGCAGGAUUUUCGAUCCCCUAGGCUUAUUGGGUCCAAUACACAUCAGGGCAAAGUUGUUAAUGCAAGCACUUUGGAAACACAACCUUAAGUAG